Messenger RNA from Haliotis rufescens (red abalone), 1751 nucleotides. RefSeq lists its product as uncharacterized. NCBI's taxonomy places the organism in Eukaryota, Metazoa, Mollusca, Gastropoda, Lepetellida, Haliotidae. The record is from RefSeq and is a predicted model, not a curated record. The coding region runs from base 128 to 820 and encodes 230 amino acids. The transcript is spliced from 5 exons.
UGGCGACAUCUUCCCGGCAUGCAACUUUAAAGUAACCCGCGGCUGAUCGACACCCAAGUUAUUUGCUGCAGACGAGCACGUGGGGAACUUUCACUCGUGAAACAGAUCGACAUUUGAAUUGUCCAGAAUGAACGGAUAUAUUGUAGCAGUUUUGGCUUCUGUGCUGUUUGGAGGAUCUUCUGUCUCCGCCAUCUGUGAUUCCACUUCCAGCGGUAAGAUUCAGCAGUGCCUCUUCAAGUCCGAGCUCUUCAACCCAAGUUUAACCCCUAAGGAUGAGGCCUCCAUCCAAACGUUCUGCCGAGACAACAUGAACAACAUCGUGGACUGCAUGGAAGGACACAUGCAGGACUGUGUCGACAAUCAGAAAGAGAUGAAGCUGAUGAAUCUGUUGGUCAGCAUCCCCGACACCAGGGCAGGCCUAUUGUACAUGUGCAAUAACAUCUCUGUUCUGGUGGAGAAGGCAGCUUGUUUCUCUGCCUUUGGGGAGUCCAGUUUCUUUGACUGCCUACAGAACGCUGUCGCUGCCAUCACCAACGCUGGAGAACCAACUGACAUCAAGUCUGGACUGGACAUGGUCUGCAAGUUCUUCGACUCCUUCACCGGCUGCUUCACCGACCCCUUCCAGGACGACUGUAGCCCCGUGGGCGUCAUCUACGGCCGUGUGUUUGAAGGGGUCAAAUAUCCCUACUGUAAGCUUGACACGGUAAGGAGACAGGCUGCCAUCACCGAGUAUGAGACCAGCGUCAUUGGCGGCACCUCCAUCGUCCGUUACAGCAUCGUCUCCAUCAUCGCUGUCAUUUCCGCAGCCAAGUUGCUUUAGAUCGAUUAGACAUCUACAGAUGGCGCCCUAAUGUUAACCAUACUACUCAGCAUUUGCUAAAGACACCUUUUGUUUUGUUUAUUUGCUUGUUUAACGCCGAUCUCAGCAAUAUUCCAGCUAUAUGACGGCGGUCUGUAAAUUAUCGCGUCUUGACCAGACAAUCCAGUAAUUAACAUCAUGAACAUCGAUCCACGCAAUUGGGAUUGAUGACAGGCAUCAACCAAGUCAGCGAGCCUGACCACCCGACCCCGUUAGUUGCCUUUUACCACAAGCAUAGUCGCCUUUUAUAGCAAACAUGGGUUGCUGAAGACCAUGGAUCUUCACAGGUCAAAGACACCUUUUACUAAAGGUCACUGUUUGUCCUUAGCAAAUGUUGAGUAGUAUAUAUAUUCAGUGGCAGUUUCGACAUAGAGUAUUGUUCACAUUGUUUUGCAGAUAUUUCAUUGAGGGUUUUUAUUCUAGGUAAGCAACAACAAUUUGUUCCCCCUAAAUCAACCGGAUGCCAAGCAAAGAAUACUAAAUUUAUUCAAAUGGAAAUUAUGAUUUUCAUUUAGGUAAUGGUCACAAUGCUAACGUUUGCGUCACAAGCAGAAUGAUAUUGAUGUCAUGUUUUUUAUUGUGUACAUGUAUUUGGAUGUUUAUUGUUAUGGACAAGUGGUACAUGUUGGAUGCGUGAACUGGUUAUAACUUGGAUAUAUUGUGAACUAGACUUAUUUUCAAUUGUUCGCGUUUCAUACAAAAAGACAUUUUACAGAGGUUUAGUUCCGCGCCAAUGAACCCCAUAAUCUGUGAUAUACUUGUAUGAGCGAUUCGCUGUGCAGAGUUGCGUCCCUUGGGCACGCCAGAAACCUAUGAUUGUGGGUUCGAAUCCCGGUUCGCCCCGAUUAUGUUUCUAGGUUUGUCAGCACCAUACCCGUGCUCGUGGGUUUCA